AUGGGAAAGGAAAAAGAACAAGUGAAGUCUACUGAAGGAGCCGAGGCCAGCGUACAGGUUCCAGAAGAGGAUGAGGAAUAUAUGGAUGAAGAGGCUUUUGAGAAGAUGGUUGAGCUCUAUACAGACCCAGAACCAGUCUUAGAUGAAGAAAUGCUAAAUAUUGAUGAUCUCAUGGAGGAGGAACAGGAGCUUGAACGAAAGGAAAAAGAAAGGGAGAGCUCAAAUAAGAAAAGGGAGCUUCAACAGAACACAGAGAGGAUGGAGACUCGGGGAGAAAGAGAGGAAGAGGAUAUAAGGGGCCAACAGAUGAAGAAAGCAGUGGGGAAGAGAAGUCCCAAUGUCGUCGUACCUAAUCAGCCUCGUGCUGGAUCUACUGUGGUGGGCGCAUCAAUCGAUCGGGACCAGGAAGGGACUCUCCAACGUGAAGGGAAGAGAAAGAAAGUGCCAAGAAGUCCAGAGAUCAAAGGCACAACUGCAUCGAAGAAGCUAGCCCUUCGUGGUUGUGCAUCUCCAAACAGUAAGGUAACGCGACAGAGCCGUCUCAACAUGGUGCGGCCUACAUCCCAAUUCCCUCGCAAUGAGGUGUAUCCUUCUGCCUUAAACGGCAAGAACCCCAGUGUACCAGGUUCGGUGGUGUCCCAGAAACCACCCAAAACAAAAAAUGUUUUUUCUUUUAUGCAAGACUUUCAGUUUGAGUUUGGUUACGAUAAUUUAUUUACCGUGGAACCUUCUGGUACAAGCGGUGGUUUGGCUUUGCUUUAUAUGAACGACUCUGCGGUGAAGUUUGUUUAUUCCAAUAAUCGUAUGAUUGAUGUUGAAGCGCAGAUAGAAGGCCAUAAAGUAUAUCUUACUUUUGUGUAUGGCGAUCCAGUGGUGGAGUACCAGAAUUUUGUUUGGGAGAGGCUUACCCGAAUGAGCGUCACAAGAUCAGGAGCUUGGAUGAUGGUAGGAGAUUUCAACGAGAUUACGAGUAAUGCCGAGAAGAAAGGAGGACGAAAGAGAGCUGAGACGUCAUUUAUCCCGUUCAAGACUAUGCUAGCCAACUGUGGCAUGUUAGAGUUUCCCUACAAGGGUAAUGCCAUGUCAUGGGCAGGAAGGAGGAAAAAUGGACGCAUUCAAUGUCGUCUCGACAGAGCAGAUGGGUUUGUGGCGGCUGUUAAAGAGGGAUGGGGACCCUAUGAUCGCCAUCAACAAGGAGACCUGGUGGGGAAAAUUUCUCGGUGCAGAAAGGCGAUUUCUUCUUGGAAGAGAAGUAAUCCAUCAAAUAAUGAGAAGUUGAUUGAGCAACUAAAGAUGCAAAUCGACCAAGCUCAAGCAAAUGAUGAGGUGUCGAGUGAAGAAGAAUUGGAGCUGAAGUGGCGUCUUUGUGCAGCGUACAGAGAAGAUGAGAUUUAUUGGAGACAAAAGAGCAGAGCUCUCUGGCUCAAAGAAGGUGAUCGAAAUACUAAAUAUUUCCAUGCUAAAACUAAACAGAGGCGGGCCAGAAACAGGAUUACAAAACUCAAAAACUCGAUGGGAGCAUGGGUGGAAACAGAAGAGGAAAUAGAGCAAGUGGCAGUGGAAUAUUUUGAAAAUAUAUUUGCUACCUCGAACCCUUCUGAUUUUGAGACUAGCAUCCGGUUUAUUACCGAGAGAGUGACAAAUGAAAUAAACGUAAUGCUGACUGCCCCUCCAUCAGAUGCUGAGAUAAAAGACGCUGUCUUCGCGAUCAACCCAGAUAAGGUCCCGGGACCUGAUGGGAUGACAAGCCUAUUUAAUCAACGGUUUUGGAAUCAUAUUGGGAAGGAUAUUAUGUGUAUAGUCCGAGAAUUUUUCGAGACAGGAGAGUUUGAUGAAAGAAUGAAUCAGACAAACAUCUGUUUGAUUCCCAAGAAUGAGAGACCGGCUAAUAUGGCAGAGUUCAGGCCCAUAAGCCUUUGCAAUGUUAGCUAUAAAAUCAUCUCGAAGAUUUUGUCGGCUCGCCUAAAGAAGAUUCUGCCUGAGCUAAUAUCUGAAACACAAUCAGCCUUUGUGGCUCGACGACUCAUCACUGAUAAUAUUUUGGUGGCCCAAGAGAUGUUCCACGCUCUACGAACGAACCAGAGUUGUAACUCAAAAUAUGUAGCUAUCAAGACGGACAUGAGCAAAGCAUACGAUAGAGUGGAAUGGGGUUUUCUCAAAGCUCUGAUGGAAAAGAUAGGAUUUGAUCAGAGAUGGAUCCAUUGGAUCAUGAGCUGUAUAUCUUCGGUAUCUUAUCAAGUUCUGAUUAACAGGGAUGCAAAAGGAAGCAUCACCCCAUCCCGGGGACUCCGGCAGGGCGACCCGCUAUCGCCAUUUUUAUUUAUUCUCUGCACUGAAGUAUUGAUAUCUCAAAUCCAGGAGGCAGAGAGAUCAAAGAAGAUUACUGGAAUGAAGAUCGUUCGAUCUUGCCCGGCUGUUUCUCAUCUUCUUUUUGCUGACGACAGUCUCUUCUUUUGCAAAGCGGAGUCCAGUCAGUGUCAAGAGUUGAUGAGAAUAAUUGACGUCUAUGGAUACGCCUCAGGACAACAACUGAAUAAAGAAAAAUCUUCAGUUAUGUUCGGUUCUAAGGUCAUAGCGUCCUCAAAACAAGACCUGAAAAGGUUAUCUGGCAUAAUAAAGAAGGAAGAAUGGGUAUGGAGGUUGCUUAUCUACCCGGACUCGCUAUUGGCAAGGGUUUUGAAAGGACGAUACUAUCGUCAUUCAAAUCCUCUGCUAGUGGGGAAAGCUAACAAUCCAUCAUAUGGGUGGAGCAGCUUAUGGACUGCGAGAUCAGUGUUGGGCGAAGGCCUGCAACGUACGAUUGGGACGGGAGCAGAUACAAACGUUUGGGAGGAUUGCUGGAUCCCAGAAGAACUAGCACGACUGGCCCUUCUGGUGGGAGAUGAAAUAGACCGAGAUCUGAGAGUGCAUCACCUGAUCAUUCACGAGACAAAAUGUUGGAAUGAGCCACUUAUCAGAGAACUCAUCGUGCCGGAAGAUGUGGGAAAAAUCCUGGCGAUUAGACCAAGUCGUAUAGGGAGAAGAGAUGGCUAUCUCUGGAAGCAUACGAAGUCAGGAGCUUACACGGUGAGGUCAGGGUAUGAAGUGGUGAAUGCAAAACGGAAAGAAGAUCUACUAACAGAGGUACAAGAGCCGAGUAUAACGAAGCUAAAGAGUGGAGUUUGGAACUUGAAAACAUCAAGAAAAAUCAAACACUUUAUUUGGCAAGCUCUAUCUGGUUUUGUACCAUCGGCGAGCAGAUUGUGUGAUCGACAUUGUGCUACAGACAGAUCAUGUUCCCGUUGUGGUGCGGAGGAGCCGAUCAACCAUAUCUUAUUUGAAUGCCCUCCGGCAGUCCAAUGCUGGGCAUUGUCAAAUAUCCCAACUCAUCCGGGCGAAUUCCCGUGUAGUUCUCUAUACACUAAUAUAGAUCACUUGAUGUGGAGAGCAGCUGAGUUUGGUGUCCCAAAGGAGUGUUUAGAACCCUUUCCUUGGGUGUUGUGGUACCUAUGGAAAGGACGAAACAACAAAUUAUUUAAUGGGGAAGAUACCUCUUCGUUAGAUUCGUUGCAGCUCGCACUUUCUGAAGCAAGGAGCUGGAAGAUGGCACAGAUCGUCCCUGUAAUAGAAGAUGAAGUCGGUGCAGAAGAUCAACGAGAAGACAGGGUUACAACGACCGCCGCGGAAGGAAGAGAACCUAGAGAAACACGAUGUCAAGUAGAUGCAUCGUGGACUCAAGAGGGGGCGACGAUGGGAUUGGGCUUUAUGGUGCUGGAAGGCGAUCGUAAAUGCUUGUUGGGGCUACGCAAUUGCACAAAAGCUCCAUCGCCACUUCACGCAGAAGGAGAAGGACUGGUCUGGGCGAUGAAAGCGAUGAUAUGA
Molecule: messenger RNA, 3861 nt
Organism: Brassica napus (rape)
Lineage: Eukaryota; Viridiplantae; Streptophyta; Magnoliopsida; Brassicales; Brassicaceae
Exons: 4
Coding region: 1-3861 (1286 amino acids)
Source: RefSeq, a predicted model, not a curated record